Messenger RNA from Terrapene triunguis (Three-toed box turtle), 1008 nucleotides. Its product is annotated as proline-rich protein 12-like. The record is from RefSeq and is a predicted model, not a curated record. The transcript has 4 exons. NCBI's taxonomy places the organism in Eukaryota, Metazoa, Chordata, Testudines, Emydidae. The annotation marks the transcript as partial.
ACGCCCCUGCGGUGGAGGAGAAGCUGCCCAGCCCGGCCCCCUCUGAGGCCUCCCAGCAGGAGCCCCCCCCAGCUGCCUCCCCGGCCUCGCCCCCCGAGCCCCCCCCGCUACCCCCCGAGGGGCCCCCGGCCCAGGCCUCCCCCGAGCUGGAGGAGCCGGAGGACGCGCGGCCCCUGCACCUGGCCAAGAAGCAGGAGACGGCAGCCGUGUGCGGCGAGACGGACGAGGAGGAGGCCGAGAGCGGGGGGGAGGGGAUCUUCCGGGAACGCGACGAAUUCGUCAUCCGCGUGGAGGACAUCCAGGCCCUCAAGCUGGCGUUGCAGACGGGCCGGGAGCCGCCCCCCAUCUGGCGGGUGCAGAAAGCCCUGCUGCAGAAAUUCACCCCCGAGAUCAAGGACGGGCAGCGGCAGUUCUGUGCCACCAGCAACUACCUGGGCUAUUUCGGGGAUGCCAAGAACCGCUACCAGCGUCUCUACGUGAAGUUCCUGGAGAACAUCAACAAGAAGGAUUACGUACGCGUCUGCUCCAAGAAGCCCUGGCACCGGCCGCUGCAGGCCGUGAGGAGGCAAAACCAGCCCAAGACUUCAGGCCCUAAGGUCCCGGCCCCGCCCAAGGCCGAGAAGCAACCGGAGGCGUCGGAGCGGGCGGAGAUGCCGGAGAAGGGCCCCAAGCCGGAGAAGCCGGAGAAGGGCCCCAAGCCAGAGAAGGGCCCCAAGCCGGAGAAGGUGGAGCGGGCCCCCAAGCCGGACAAGCCCCCCAAGGCGGAGCGGGCCGAGAAGCCGCCCCGGGCGGACAAGCCGGCCAAGGCUGACAAGGCCCCCAAAGCGGAGAAGACGGAGCCCACGGCGCCCGCCCCCCCUAAGGCUGCUCCGGCCGGUGCCCCCAAGCCCAAACCCAAACCCGCCAAGGUGAAGGCGGAGCCGCCCCCGAAGAAGAGGAAAAAAUGGCUGAAGGAGGCUGCGUCCUCCUCGGACUCGGAGUCCAGCCCGGACCAGCAGAGCGAGGAGG